AUGACUCUGACUGUUCUCGCAGCCUUCGGUUUUUACUUGGUCCAGCGCCACAACUGCGGCCGGUUUGCUUGUUUGUUUUUUGGGAGAAGCUUUUCCAUCAAUGAGUUUCCCACUCAUGGGCUCCACACACACAAAGUAGUGUAUUUUGCCGGCGUGUACGUGUUUGCGGUUCCUGUUUUUUUUUGUUUUCGGCGGUGUGCGCCUUUGCACCGCGCUGCCGGUCACCGUUGUAAUGCACGCUAUUCCCGCAAAAACCCGGCCUGGGGGGAUCUUGGGGCCGAUUGGCUGCUUUGGCAAAUUCUCGUUCCUCGAUUCCUGCGGGGCGUGCUCCUUGUGGGGUCAGGGCCGCAGCUGAAAGGCGUUGCCUCUGCGGCGGUGCGUGCUGGAUUUUACUUCUUCUUUUGCGGCAACGGCACUUUUCAUUUUUAUUGGGGGAUGGCGCGACCACCGUCUGGCGCCGCGACACGCCACUUCGCAAAAAACGCCUCGUCGAAGGGGCCAGUUGCCGGCGGUGUGCCCGAGGCACAACCCAAUGGGAGGGCGCGAGGAAGGCACGCGAAGGAAUUGGCGGGCCGUGCCGUGGGGUGA
Messenger RNA from Trypanosoma conorhini, 588 nucleotides. RefSeq lists its product as uncharacterized. Lineage: Eukaryota; Euglenozoa; Kinetoplastea; Trypanosomatida; Trypanosomatidae. The record is from RefSeq and is a predicted model, not a curated record. The transcript has a single exon. The coding region runs from base 1 to 588 and encodes 195 amino acids.